UGUGAGAACCUUGCCUUUUAUGGGCAACGCCAGGUGUCCCCGGAGCGCAAAUAAAGGCGGCGAGGGACGGGUCCUGGCGGCGCAUUUACCGAGCACAGCUGGGGCAGAGACACACCCGCCGGACUUCACCUCAGACAGACCGAGACCACCCUGCACAGAAAUGGAUGACGACAUCUCUGCCCUCGUUGUUGACAACGGCUCUGGCAUGUGCAAGGCCGGCUUCGCUGGAGACGACGCUCCCCGCGCCGUCUUCCCUUCCAUCGUCGGUCGCCCCAGACACCAGGGUGUGAUGGUGGGAAUGGGACAGAAGGACAGCUACGUGGGAGACGAGGCUCAGAGCAAGAGAGGUAUCCUGACCCUGAAGUACCCCAUCGAGCACGGCAUCGUCACCAACUGGGACGACAUGGAGAAGAUCUGGCAUCACACCUUCUACAAUGAGCUCCGUGUCGCUCCUGAGGAGCAUCCAGUCCUGCUGACAGAGGCUCCCCUCAACCCCAAAGCCAACAGGGAGAAGAUGACACAGAUAAUGUUCGAGACCUUCAACUCCCCGGCCAUGUAUGUGGCCAUCCAGGCCGUCCUGUCUCUGUACGCUUCUGGUCGUACCACAGGUAUUGUGAUGGACUCUGGUGAUGGUGUCAGCCACACUGUGCCGAUCUACGAGGGCUAUGCUCUACCUCACGCCAUUCUGCGUCUGGAUCUGGCCGGCAGAGAUCUGACCGACUACCUGAUGAAGAUCCUCACUGAGAGAGGCUACAGCUUCACCACCACUGCUGAGCGUGAGAUCGUGCGUGACAUCAAGGAGAAGCUCUGCUACGUGGCUCUGGACUUUGAACAGGAGAUGCAGACAGCAGCUUCCUCUUCCUCCCUGGAGAAGAGCUACGAGCUUCCUGAUGGACAAGUCAUCACCAUCGGCAAUGAGAGGUUCCGCUGCCCAGAGGCGCUCUUCCAGCCUUCAUUCCUCGGAAUGGAGUCAGCCGGCAUCCAUGAGACGACCUACAACAGCAUCAUGAAGUGUGAUGUGGACAUCCGUAAGGACCUGUACGCCAACACUGUUCUGUCUGGAGGUACCACCAUGUACCCCGGCAUUGCCGACCGCAUGCAGAAGGAGAUCACUGGCCUGGCCCCACCCACCAUGAAAAUCAAGAUCAUCGCUCCCCCAGAGAGGAAGUACUCCGUCUGGAUCGGAGGCUCCAUCCUGGCCUCCCUCUCCACCUUCCAGCAGAUGUGGAUCAGCAAGCAGGAGUACGAUGAGUCCGGCCCCGCCAUCGUCCACCGCAAGUGCUUCUAAUCUGCUCCACGGCGUCUUCCUCCUCAUCGUCCUCUGCCCCAGCACACGUCUUUCAGCUGUGCCAUGCAACCAUAAAUGUGUCUGGUCCGUCUUGUGUGAACAGACUAAAACAUGCGAGAUGAAGCCAGCAACUGUUUACAUUUUUAAGUUUGUACUUGGCACACCCUCAGCAGCUUUCUGACCCUCUACGAACAAACAAGACUUACUGCUCACUUUUCAGUCCUUCUGGUGAUCAGAUCCCAGGAAACGGUGUCUCAGAGCAUUAUUUUUUUUCUACUUGUAUCUUUCUACCUCUAACAGUCCAUGUAACUGCACACGUGUAUACCUGCUUCCCCCCUCGUCCAUUUCACCUGGAGUCCAGGCUCGGUGUUUAUACUCUGAAUAAAAUGCCAACAUUUAA
Molecule: messenger RNA, 1688 nt
Organism: Mugil cephalus (flathead mullet)
Lineage: Eukaryota; Metazoa; Chordata; Actinopteri; Mugiliformes; Mugilidae
Product: actin, cytoplasmic 1-like
Exons: 9
Coding region: 20-1288 (422 amino acids)
Source: RefSeq, a predicted model, not a curated record